Molecule: messenger RNA, 2091 nt
Organism: Chaetomium globosum CBS 148.51
Lineage: Eukaryota; Fungi; Ascomycota; Sordariomycetes; Sordariales; Chaetomiaceae
Exons: 1
Coding region: 1-2091 (696 amino acids)
Biological process (GO): DNA-templated transcription; regulation of DNA-templated transcription
Molecular function (GO): DNA-binding transcription factor activity, RNA polymerase II-specific; DNA binding; zinc ion binding
Source: RefSeq, a predicted model, not a curated record
AUGGCUUCUCGCGGCAAAAGUAUACGGAUCGCUAUCGCGCCAGGGCCGCCUUCGAUAAACCCAAGCGAAAAUGGAGGCCUGGCGAAAAUAGGAUAUGCCUGCCAGACAUGUACAAAGCGCAAGGUGAGGUGCGACAAGACGAUGCCGACCUGCUCCAGUUGUCGCAAAACCGGCCUUGAGUGCGUCUAUGCGCCGCCUCGCCCGCGGAAUCGAAAGCGGAAGCUGAGCGACGACGGGGUUGAGAGACUAGCCCGAUAUGAGAAUAUCCUGCGCCAGCACGGAUUGUUCGAUGCCGAUUCCGACCCCCAAUCUCCGCCCGAAAACACCCCCGAAAGUCGGAGGCCGGUUAGGGUCAAGGUUAUCGACGGACAGCUAAAGUACUCGGACCACGACAGCGGACUUUGGAAACCACUGGAAGAGCUCCGCGCCGAGGAUGAAACCGACGAGGAAGACAUGGCACCCAUUGGCGAUCCAUUGACCGGAGCAUUGGUUGGAAGCACUGAAGUGAACCUCCGUCAAUAUCGCCCCGCCCCGGCCAUCGUUUGGCUGCUCUGGGAAACGUAUAUGGAAAACGUGGAGCCGCUGUGCAAGAUGCUGCAUACCCCGACCACCAGCGCCCUGAUGCGGCGCAUAAGUCAAGAGCUGGUGGUGCCGUACAGGUCCCAUGAGUGUUUAGUCUUCUCCAUCUACCACUUCGCCGUAUUUUCCAUGUCCGAGAGGGACUGUUAUUCCAAGCUUGGCCAAUCUCGGGACACCUUGCUCGAUGAGUAUCAUUACGCCACGAAGCAGGCUCUCAUCAACGCCCAUUUUCUCCGGACGACCCAACUGUCCGUUCUGCAGGCUCUGGUCCUUCUUCUGCUCGCCUCUCGGGACCACUACGACGCGCGGACAUACUGGGCCCUCACAGGGGUUGCCGUCCGCAACGCCCAACGCAUCGGCAUCCACCGGGAUGGGGAGAAGCUUGGCCUGCCGCCCUUCGAAGUGGAGAUGAGGCGCCGCCUGUUUUACCAACUCAUGCCUCUUGACGCCCGGGCCAGCCAGAUGGUGGGUGUCGGGAUCUCGAUCCUCCCGGCCACGUGGGACACACGGCCGCCCCUGAAUAUCAACGACGACCAGAUCUGGCCGGAGAUGACCGAGACACCGGAGGAACGGAAUGGGGCAACUGAAAUGAUUUUUUGCCGGUCUCGCGCGUGCCUCGGCCAGUACUCCAUCAAAGUAGGGAUGCUAGGGGGGGCGGCGGGGCUCUGGCCCCGCGGCAAUCCGUUGGUUAUAGCGAAGCAGAGAAAGUCGUCGAACAGGCUGAAAGCGAAGUCGAGGAGAAAUACAUCCGCUACUGUGACGUUAUUAACCCCCUGCACUUCCUGGCAAUCUGCAUGGCUCGAUCCAGGGAUCACGGCAAUGCGGUUGCGCAUCCGAUUGCCCACGACAACAAACCACAUUGACAGCGAAAGCGACGCUAGUGGGAUCCUUCCACUCGCCCUCAAGAUCCUGGAUACGGACGCGGCAGUAUGCUCCCACGCCGGCUUGGAAAGGUAUCAUUGGCAUACCAAAACCUUUUCUCUUUGGGGGACUUGGGACUCCUUCAUCUUCGUUCUGACUCAUCUGUUAAAGAAGCAGGCCGUGUCUCCGGAUGACGUGGGCGCUAUCUGGAAGCGGGUAGAGGCCAUGUACCGGCAUCACGAGGAUCUACUCGAGUCAAAACGGUCACUUUACGUGGCUCUCGGACGCCUUACGCUGAAGGCAUGGGAGGCUCAGCCCUCUAACGAGAUGAUGAAGGGUGUCGACGACCCAGGCUUCAUCACGGCCUUGCGGCCCGCCCGAGAUGGUCCAUCGCCAGGCCCGGAAAACCGCAAAAACAGGAAAAGUACACGGGCUACUCAACCAGUAUCCAUUUCCCCUUCGCAGAGUUCCCCUGAGCUGCCUCAGAGUGACAUGUUUGGUGGGAUGAAUCUGGAUGCAGAGUUCGCAUUCGAUAUUGAUGGCGCAGAUUGGGCUUCUUGGGACCAGUUGAUUCAAAACCACGAGGCGCGGAACGAUGAAUGGGGGUGUGAGACUGGAGAGUUCGGCCUCAGCCACCUCUCGCCGGCGUAA